Molecule: messenger RNA, 378 nt
Organism: Sclerotinia sclerotiorum 1980 UF-70
Lineage: Eukaryota; Fungi; Ascomycota; Leotiomycetes; Helotiales; Sclerotiniaceae
Exons: 3
Coding region: 1-378 (125 amino acids)
Source: RefSeq, a predicted model, not a curated record
AUGUGUACCUGUGGAGUAGACGAUUUCCUCCCAACUGACGUGACAGGAGCUCAUCCAGGACGCCCUGGCGAGAAGGAAGUUAUGGGGUUCUUCGGUCAUGGAGUGAUCGGAAACUAUCUCCCAAAGGAGGGAAAGAUUUUCAAUGUAUAUGAAGGGCUUUGCAGGGAUGCUUAUUUUAGCGUCAAUUGGAUUGAGGCUCUUCGGAAUUUUUUACCUCAAAACCAAAUUUUCAUUGAGCUGAGACAACAAAUUCCACUUAUUAUGCCCACUCUUGGGUCAAGCGACACUUCGACAAGCUUCGGUAGACCAACGGUUGGACUAGCGUUCCUUCCUCUUUGGGAUGUCGAAGAGUGUGGGGUCGGGACUGAUAUGGCUUGA